AUGGCUGAUCUUUACAAGUUUAUGAAGGAAGACUUUUGCCCUGUGAUGGAGUCUGAGCCGGUGUUUGCGCAGAAGGUUUGCCACCUCAUUUCCUGUGAUCGAGAAUACUCGGCAAUUGGCUCAUCCUCCGGGAUUGACUAUGCGGCUGAUAGAGACACAAUAUAUGAGAGUCUGACCACCAGUCACCCUACGUGGCUUACGCACGUAUUUGAGUACUACAACUACAAAAUCUUUGGUACCCCGCGUGCGUCCUCCAUCAGCAAAGGCGCCAAAAAGUCUCCUGGAGACCCCACCCCGCAGCAGAAGUGUCAGGAACAGGAGAAGGCAGUUUUUGCUGUGCUUGAGAAGCACUAUGCACCCAAGGAGACUCCUGCGGAUCUUUCGUCCACUGGUGAUGUUGCCCCGUCCCUCAUAGAGCUGACAGAGCAGGUCAACGCUCUUGACCUUGCUCCCCAAGCGGCUGGGGACCCCGACACCCUCCUUGUUGAUGCUCUGCCUAGCUCCACCUCAAUCUUCGCUGUCAAUGGAGCUCCAACGACCACAAACUCUGAGACCAUGGAGUUGAUCUCCACUUCUGGCACUCAAUCCUCAAUUGGAGUCCCUUCCAGCUCAAGCAUGGAAGUGGUCCCUGCUACCACAGAAGGGCCCAUGCAGAACCCAGAGCCUCCAGAACUCAAUUAG
Messenger RNA from Coniophora puteana RWD-64-598 SS2, 681 nucleotides. RefSeq lists its product as uncharacterized. The record is from RefSeq and is a predicted model, not a curated record. The transcript has 4 exons. The coding region runs from base 1 to 681 and encodes 226 amino acids. Lineage: Eukaryota; Fungi; Basidiomycota; Agaricomycetes; Boletales; Coniophoraceae.